Messenger RNA from Pistacia vera, 584 nucleotides. RefSeq names its product auxin-repressed 12.5 kDa protein-like. The coding region runs from base 76 to 465 and encodes 129 amino acids. The record is from RefSeq and is a predicted model, not a curated record. The transcript has 4 exons. NCBI's taxonomy places the organism in Eukaryota, Viridiplantae, Streptophyta, Magnoliopsida, Sapindales, Anacardiaceae.
UUUCUAUAUAAACCAGUACGGUGACCAGAUUAUCAGUGUACAAGAAUAGAAGACAGUUUAAAAUACAAAGUGAAGAUGCUGCUGGAUAAGCUUUGGGACGACGGCGUUGGAGGCCCUCACCCUGAACGUGGCCUUGGCAAGCUCAGGAAGAUCACCACUCAACCCUUGAACAUCAAAGAUGGUGAAGGAGAGUCAAGCAGGUACCAGAGAUCUCUCUCAAUGCCCGCAAGUCCAGCGACACCGACGACUCCAGUGACACCAACGACACCAGUAUCGGCGCGUAAGGACAACGUGUGGAGGAGCGUGUUCCACCCGGGUAGCAACCUUGCCACUAGAGGCAUCGGGGCUGAGGUGUUCGACAAGCCCGUCCAUCCCAACUCCCCCUCUGUUUAUGACUGCAACCAAACAAAGGCCAGAAGGAGGGAGGAAAACGUGGCAGUCUGCCUGAUGAGCGCGUUGAAAUAGAUCUUUUGAGCUCUACAGUGGCGAGACAAGGAGCAAGAACCACCAUCACUAAGAUGAAGUGAUGAUGAUGAUGGGUUACCAACUGAUGUAAAUAUGGUCGUUUUGUUUUGAGUGUUGGU